AUGUCUGCUCGCCGCGGCGUUGGUCUUGGAGCUUUCGCACAUCGCUCCCAAACUACCCAGUCGUACGCCAACCAUGGAGCCAACCUACGCUCAACCCACCUAACAUCCCUCCAAACCCAGCUCUCCGUUUUCCAGUCCUUACUGCACACCUUCGCACUCGAGCAUGGCGAGACAAUCAAAUCGAACUCGACAUUCCGUGCUGAAUUUGCGCGCAUGUGCCAUGCGAUUGGAGUCGACCCUCUUGCCGCAAGUAAUGUGAAAGGAAAAGGCAAGCGGGGGCUGGUUUCGGGGUGGGCUGAAGGCGGGGGGAGCUUUUGGACGCAGGUGCUGGGAGGGGACGUGAAUGAUUUCUACUUCGAGGUUGCGGGGAGGGUCGUGGAGCUGUGUAGGGAGACCAGGGCGGAAAACGGUGGGUUGAUCAGUGUGGAGGAAUGUCGGAGUCGGGUGGCUCGAGGAAAGGCCAUUGGCGGUGGGUUGCAGGUUUCCGAAGAUGAUGUACUCCGCGCUGUCAAGUCCCUAGAACCUCUGGGCUCCGGCUUCUCAAUCGUCAAAGUGGGAAGCAAGCAGUUCGUGCGCUCAGUUCCCAAGGAACUCAACACAGAUCAAGCCACCGUGCUCGAAGUCAUCCAGCUUCUCGGCUUUGUAACCGUUUCCAUGCUACAACUUAAUCUAAAAUGGGAAAAGGCACGAGCUCAGACCGUUAUCGACGAUCUUCUUACCGAUGGGUUGGUAUGGCUUGAUGCCCAGUGCCCCGAGGAGAAAGAAUAUUGGUCGCCACAGAAUCUGCUCGACGAUGCUUCUUGA
This is a messenger RNA of Uncinocarpus reesii 1704, 804 nucleotides long. RefSeq lists its product as uncharacterized. Bases 1 to 804 code for a protein of 267 amino acids. Gene Ontology annotation, cellular component: ESCRT II complex. The transcript has 2 exons. NCBI's taxonomy places the organism in Eukaryota, Fungi, Ascomycota, Eurotiomycetes, Onygenales, Onygenaceae. Gene Ontology annotation, biological process: protein transport to vacuole involved in ubiquitin-dependent protein catabolic process via the multivesicular body sorting pathway. The record is from RefSeq and is a predicted model, not a curated record.